GAAGCAGGAAAUAGUAUUAUCGUAGUGUUUUGCAAGCGUCUGCUGUGCACAAAUAGCGUCCGUUGUAAUGAAACAAGUGACGUAGACAGUAUAUAAUAGCUGAAGUCACUAAAAUCACGAGUUACUCUGACGGACUUAGCGGGCUGACACAUAAAGUUUAAGAAUGUCACAACCACAAAUGUACCCAAAUGCACCCCGUCCCCCAACCACAGCAGAUCAGUGUGUGUCCAAAGUGGAACUGCGGAUUGAGUGUCGUAAUCUACUGGACAAGGAUGUAAUGUCGAAAUCAGAUCCAUGUGCGGUACUCUACAUGAGCCGACGAGGAGGCCAUUGGGAUGAGAUUGGAAGAACAGAAAACAUAAAGAACUGCUUGGAUCCCAAGUUCUCCCGAUGCUUUAAAGUGAACUACUAUUUUGAAGAAGUUCAGAAAUGCCGGAUAGCCGUGUACGAUCUUGACAACGCAACACCUGAACUGUCUGAUGACGACUUCCUCGGUCAGUUGGACUGUACCCUGGGUCAGCUGGUCUCCAGCAACCCCUUCACUAAAAACUUGUUGAUGCCCGAUGGUCGAACCAAGGCCGGAAAUGGAGUUAUAACAGUUCGAGCAGAAGAGGUGAAGGAGGGAGGCGAGAUAGCUUACAUGACAUUUAGAGGGAAAAACCUGGACAAGAAGGACUUUUUUGGCAAGUCUGAUCCAUAUUUGGAGAUUCUUCGCUCAACAAUGGACCGUAGUUGGCAGGUGGUCCACAGAACUGAGGUCAUCAAGAACUCUCUCAACCCAAGUUGGCGGCCAUUCCAGGUUCCUCUGUCGACGCUGUGUGCAGGCAACAGAAGUCAGGAGAUUCGUUUGAUAUCUAUGACUGGGACAGCGACGGGAGUCACGACUACAUCGGCUGGCUUCACCACCACCGUGGAUGAGAUGAUGAAAGCCAGUCACCAGGAGUAUUCCUGGCCGGUCAUCAACCCAAAGAAAAAGUCCAAAAAGAAAAAUUAUACCAAUUCAGGAAUAUGUUUGCUAACAUCCAUGAAGAUCAUGAAGGAACACACAUUUUUAGAAUUCAUAUUCGGGGGCAUGCAGAUCAAUUUUACAGUAGGUGUAGAUUUCACAGCCUCCAAUGGUAACCCUGGUAACCCCACAUCGCUGCACUACAUCAACCCCUACCAGCCUAACGAGUACAUGCAGGCAAUACGAGCUGUUGGGGACGUGUGCCAGGAUUAUGAUUCUGACAAGAUGUUCCCUGCCCUUGGGUUUGGAGCCAAGAUUCCCCCAGCAAUGGAAGUCUCUCAUGAGUUUGCUGUCAACUUCGAUAUGCAGAAUCCCUUCUGUCAAGGAAUUGACGGUGUGCUGGGAGCUUACUCCAACUGUAUCCGACACGUCCAGCUGUACGGACCCACCAAUGUGUCGCCCAUCAUCCGACAUGUUGCUAGGUUCGCAUAUGCAGCUCAAAGAGAAGAACAAACAAAAGGGGCACAUGCGUAUUACAUCCUGCUGCUGCUGACCGAUGGCGUCCUGAGUGACAUGAGCUCUACCAAGCAGGCCAUCGUGGAGGCAUCCAAGUUACCAAUGUCACUCAUCAUCGUAGGUGUAGGUGGCGCUGACUUCUCUAUGAUGGAGGAGCUGGAUGGCGAUGAUGGGCUGCUGAGAGCUCCGAGCGGGGAGCCCGUCAAGCGGGACAUCGUGCAGUUUGUGCCAUUCAGGGAGUUCAAGCAGAGUUCGAAGGUAGAGCUUGCCAGACACGUCCUGUUUGAAGUACCUCAACAAGUGACACAGUACUACAAGAUGAGAGGGAUCCGCCCUUCACCACCUGUCGAGAGGCCUGCUGUAGUACCAGCUGAUACAGAACCUUCCAACAAACCAUCAGCUACACCCUCUACUCACAGAGAGUCAGCCCUGCCCCCAAAUCAGAGCAUGCCUGCAACCUACCCUCAAGGUGCUCCUUAUAAUCAAGGACCACCAUCUCAACCAGGACCACCCUAUCAACAAGGUCAGUACCCUUCACAAGGACCACCCCCUCAGCAAGGUCAAUACCCUUCACAAGGACCACCCACACAGCAAGGACCACCCUAUCAACAAGGUCCGUACCCUUCACAAGGACCACCCUCUCAACAAGGAGGGUUGCCCUACCCACAAGCAGGGUACCAGCAAGGACAAUCCUAUCAAGGACAAUACUAUCAAGGACAACAGUACCAGCAAGGACAAAACUACCAAAACUAUCAACAAGGACAGCCCUUCCCACGAGGACCACAACCUCAAGCACAAUCCUACCAACAAGGACCUCCCUAUCCCCAAAGAGCACCUGGGCAGCACCCUUCAAGACCUCCACCACCCGGUUACCAAAGCACAGUAUAGAUCAAAACAGGAAGUGGUAUUUCUGUAGUCAGCACUUACUGAGUUCUCUCCCCUUAUUGACCCAGAAUAAGGCAACAUCAGGACAUGACUGUGGAACCAAGCUGGUUGAUGGCACUGUCUGAAAUAUUCAGCCGACAAAGGAACUCUGCUCCAAGAGUGUUCAUUGUCAAGAAGUAGCAUAGGUAUUUCCUUCCUGAAAUAGGUCUCCAUCUUUAGAAAACAUUGCCAGUAUAUCAACCUGUGCCUCACAACAUCCUUUAUGACUGUCAAUGAACUGCCCCAAAAAGGUUUUCAGUUAUAAACAGUACCAUGAAGGACUCAUCAUUGUUUUGCCACACACAUGGAGAACAACGAGAAAUAUCCCAAGUGUUGCCCUGCGUAGUUCGGACCAGAUCACACACAGACUACAACAAGGACUUUUGUGAUCUUUCCCCCCACUGUUAAAUGACAGUUGUCAGCCUGCUCAAAUCAUCAACAUCAUUUAGUGCUCAAAGAUAUAGACAUCUGUUAUCAUUAUUGAUCACACAUACCUGUGGGGAUUCGAACCCGGUCUUCGGCGCAUGAAUUACAGGUAAACAUGAAUAUAAUAAAUCCCCAAAUUUGAGUGUUUACCUAGCAUCAUAAAGUUAACAUGAGACAUGUGAUGUAACAUCAUCUAACUUCCAUGAAAUCAAAUGUGGAACGUCCAAAUCAUGUAAAUCUUGCAAUGAAUGUAAGAGAGAAUUAUAUGCAACGAAAUGCAAAGAUCUUUAUUUGCAU
Molecule: messenger RNA, 3109 nt
Organism: Haliotis rubra (blacklip abalone)
Lineage: Eukaryota; Metazoa; Mollusca; Gastropoda; Lepetellida; Haliotidae
Product: copine-3-like
Biological process (GO): cellular response to calcium ion
Cellular component (GO): plasma membrane
Molecular function (GO): calcium-dependent phospholipid binding
Source: RefSeq, a predicted model, not a curated record